Molecule: messenger RNA, 2181 nt
Organism: Nicotiana tabacum (common tobacco)
Lineage: Eukaryota; Viridiplantae; Streptophyta; Magnoliopsida; Solanales; Solanaceae
Source: RefSeq, a predicted model, not a curated record
AUGUCACCAAAAGGGGUACGAAUCGAGGAACCAAGCGGAAAUUGUACUCCUAAGAACAUACAAAGUGAGCUGAGCAGAGUAGAAGCAGAUCUGUUGCUGAGCAAAGGUAAAUCGAAGGAAAUUCCAACUACUCCUGCAGCUGAGCAAGCUAUAAUUGAAGGAUCUGGGCAAAAGGUAGUACAAACACAAGGAGUGAAGCNGCAACAGGUUGGCUAUGAAAGGUAUGAAUUUACAGUACAUAGCUCCAACAGUUCAAAAUGGGGGGAAAUUGCUAAGCUAGAAAUGGAAGAUGUCGAACUAGAAACUGAGAAAUGGAGGUCUGCUAUUGUUCUAUAUGUGAUUGGGGAAACACCCACAAUUGGAGCAAUGGAUCGAUUUCUGACCUCAGUGGGUAAGUUCUCAGUGAAGCCACAAAUCUUCUAUCAUAAUGAGGGAUAUUUUGUAAUAAGAUUCACUAAUUUAGAGGAGAGGGAUCAAGUGUUAUACUCUGGUCCACAUACGACUAACAACAAACCUAUGAUAAUGAAGGCUUGGUCAGAUGACUUUAAUGUACAAGAUGAGGUCGUGAAAACCAUUCCCCUAUGGGUGAGGUUUCCAAACUUACCCAUAAAUUGCUGGGGUAUGAAGGCUUUAAGCAAGAUAGGAAGCACAUUGGGGAAUCCAAUAUAUGCAUAUGAAUGUGCUACUGAGUCAGUUAGGAUUUCUUAUGCACGUAUGCUGAUAGAAAUGGACAUUACAAAGCCUCUACCUAGAUAUGUGAAGCUACAGGAUCACAAGGGAAGGUUAAUCCAGCAAGAAGUCACUUAUGAUUGGGAGCCAAAAUACUGCACAAAAUGCUUGAAAAUAGGGCAUGAUUGUGUAGAAACUAAAAUAGUGCAGCCUCAGGGAGUGGUGCAGCAGAGGAAGAUAAUAAAGAAUAAGCAAGUCUGGCUCAGAAAUGACAGGCAACAUGAUAAUGUGAAGAAGGCUGAUGAGAAAAAGGUUGAUGUACAAAAUGAAGCAUCAGUGGCUAACCAACAGAAUGAACCAAAUCCAACAAGCAAUGAUAGCCUGGGAAAGGAAGAGGGGUACAAGUGCUAUGCAGGGGAGGAGUUCAGAGGUGCAAGGGUUGUAUCACCACCCAUACUUUAUACCUGUAUGAGUGUGAUAACUUGGAAUGUGAGGGGACUGAAUAAAACUUAUAAGCAAAAGGAGAUAAAGGAGUUUAUAAGAGGGAACAAUAAAGCAAUAAUAACUUUAGUAGAACAUAGAGUAAAAGAUCAAAAAGAGAAUGUAGUGAUCAAGAAAAUAGCACCUGGUUGGGAAUGGGUAUCCAAUUCAAGUGUAAACUAUAAAAGCAGAAUCUGGAUCAUGUGGGAUCCCAGAAUAUACAUAUUUGAGCCAGUGGAAAUAGAGGAGCAACUGAUACAUGGUCAAGUCAGAGUUAUUGCAAAAGCUGUUAUAUUUGGUUUUUCAGCAGUACAUGGAUUACAUACUGUGAAAGAUAGAUUGAAGCUAUGGGACAAGAUGAGGCAAAUCCACAACAUACAACAAGGACCUUGGCUAGCUAUGGGAGACUAUAAUGUUGUAGUACAUUCACAAAAUAGACUAUAUGGUACAGAGGUCCAAGAUAUGGAAACAAAAGAUUUUAAGGAGUAUAUGAGGGAUACAGGGAUGAAUGAGUUGCAGUAUGUGGGGAGGCACUACACCUGGACUAAUAAUCAUACCUAUAGCAGAAUUGAUUGGGGGCUUGUAAAUAUAGCUUGGAUGAUGACUAUGCCACAUGUGAAAGUUCAGAUACUGGAACCAAUGGUAUCUGAUCAUUCACCACUAAAAUUAGUAAUCUGUCAGGCACAAGGAAAGAAGAACAAAUCAUUUAAGUUCUUUAACUGUAUUGCUGAACAUCCUCAGUUCAUGCAACACAUAGAAGAAGCUUGGAAGGAUGGAAGCACAAAUGAUAGAAUGCAAAAAGUAUGGAACAAUCUCAAAGGGGUAAAGGAGGCCAUCAAGAACCUAAACACUCAACAUUACAAAGGGGUUGAUGACAAGAUAAAAGAAUUAAGGAGGGAAUUGCAAGGAAUACAGGAGGAAAUGAGUUCAAAGCUGCAGAAUAAGGAGUUGAUUGACAAAGAAAAAGAACUGAAGGGUGAAUUAGAAAAAUUAGAAGAAAGCAUAUACAGACAAAAGUCAAGAGUGCACUAG